Molecule: messenger RNA, 485 nt
Organism: Toxotes jaculatrix (banded archerfish)
Lineage: Eukaryota; Metazoa; Chordata; Actinopteri; Toxotidae
Gene: dpy30
Product: dpy-30 histone methyltransferase complex regulatory subunit
Exons: 5
Coding region: 65-379 (104 amino acids)
Cellular component (GO): Set1C/COMPASS complex
Source: RefSeq, a predicted model, not a curated record
UGUGCGUAACGUUAAACCAGAGUCGACGUACGUCAGAGAUCUCGCGUAAACAUCCACAACAAACAUGGCGGACGAUCACACAGAUGCAGAUCAGUCCAUGGAGGGACACACGCCUGUGUCUGAGAACCCCCAUGCAGAGUACGGCUUGACAGAAAACAUCCAGAGGACGGUGGAGAACGAGAAGGCGAGUGCAGAGAAGAUCUCUAAGCAGAAGGUGGAUCUGCAGGCGCUGCCGACCAGAGCGUACCUGGACCAGACGGUGGUCCCCAUCCUGCUGCAGGGCCUGUCGGUGCUCGCCAAAGAGAGACCUCCAAACCCCAUCGAGUAUCUGGCAGCGUUCCUCCUGAAGAACAAAUCCCAGUUUGAAGAGAGAAGUUAAAGUCACGUCUCACGCUGCAGAAACUUGUCUCAGAUCCUGUUUGUUAAUGAACUGCUAGACUGUUGUUGUUUUUUUUAAUUUUAUCAGAAUAAACGAUCUGAAAGGG